Messenger RNA from Syngnathoides biaculeatus (alligator pipefish), 2145 nucleotides. RefSeq names its product transcription elongation factor 1 homolog. Gene Ontology annotation, cellular component: transcription elongation factor complex. The record is from RefSeq and is a predicted model, not a curated record. Lineage: Eukaryota; Metazoa; Chordata; Actinopteri; Syngnathiformes; Syngnathidae. The transcript has 4 exons. Gene Ontology annotation, molecular function: RNA polymerase II complex binding. Gene Ontology annotation, biological process: transcription elongation by RNA polymerase II. The coding region runs from base 182 to 433 and encodes 83 amino acids.
GAGCAAACUUUGAUCUCCGUAUGUUGUUUUCAAUCGCUGCGCUGCACGCAGAUGUGUCUUUUUAAACCCUAUUCGACGAUUAGUUUGCAAUCGUAAAUUGUGUGUAAUUUUUUUUUCGUCGUAAUUGUUCUCCGGGGGAUGAGUAACAAACAUGCUAAUGUUAGCGUGUUGACUUAGUGCGAUGGGUCGCCGCAAGUCCAAACGGAAACCUCCUCCAAAGAAGAAGAUGACCGGGGAUCUGGCAACUCAGUUUACCUGCCCCUUCUGCAAUCACGAGAAGUCAUGUGAUGUCAAAAUGGAGAGGACGAGAAAUACUGGAAUAAUAUCUUGUACAGUCUGUUUGGAGGAGUUCCAGACGCCCAUUACUUAUCUGUCGGAACCGGUGGACGUGUACAGUGAUUGGAUCGACGCCUGCGAAUCGGCCAAUCAGUAGUCCCCGGAGGUGGAGCCAGACGACAUUUAAGCGAUGGCCGACCUUUUCCGCCCGAUCAAACUUUCGACUGCGGAUUUAUUUCUUCUUUUUUUUUUUUCCCCCCCUCCCUGCUUCUUUUUAAAAUUGUUUUCGCUUUAACGUUAACGGUACAAAUGUAUUAAAAAUGACCGCCUGCAAGAAUCCCGAGCAUUAAAGAUGUCGCCGUGCGCUUAUGAGUCUGGACAGAAACGACCGUCGCGGACCACUUUAUUAGGAACACCUGGGCGAGCUGAGGUCCAUUCGAUUUGGUCACAUGACAUGUCUAUUGAGCGGUUAACAUUUCUGCCUCGGGAUUCAAACCUCACACGCUUCCCCUCUGGCAUAAAUCCAUAUUCCACGUAAUUUUACGUAGCUGCACUUCCACAUUACUGAAAACCAAAAAGAAACAUUGUUUGGAAAAACAGAAAAUAAUGGCUACUUUGGUCACUUAUACAAUUACUCAUUUUUAGGCACAGGUAUUAAACUCGAGGCCCGGGGGCCAGAUGGGACCCGCCACAUCAUUCUACAUAGCCCAAAAAGCAAAUCGUGGGGGAAAAUAAAUUUUCUCCUCAAAUACCAGUUACAAAUUGUCUUCACUUUGAAACAAUAUCAUCAUAUAUUGUUCGAUUCGAUUUAGGCGGCACGUUGGAUCAGCUCUGGCCUCACAGUUCUGAGGACCCAGGUUCGAUCCCGGAUCCACCUGUGUGGAGUUUGCAUGUUCUCCCCGUGCCUGCGUGGGUUUUCUCCGGGCACUCCGAUUUCCUUCCACAUCCCAAAAACAUGCAACAAUAAUUGGACACACUCAAUUGCCCCUAGGUGUGAUUGUCAGUGCGGGUGUUUGUCUCAAUGUGCCCUGCGAUUGGCCGGCAACCAGUUCAGGGUGUACCUCGCCUCCUGCCCGUUCACAGCUAGGAUAGGCUCCAGCACUCCCCGCGACCCUUGUGAGGAUAAGCGGCAAAGAAAAUGGAUGGAUGUUUCAAUUGACUUAAAAACUCACAGAUAUUUGACUUCAAAAGUCGUCACUGACAAUGAAUGAGUUUUAAAUUCUGCAACGUGCGCUUACGGCGUCACAACGUAUCAUCAUUCCGAUAUUUCGCUGCGGUUAUUGAUUGUCUGCCGAUUGAGAGUCAAACAUCAUGUCCAAUAAAUAAUAACUGAUUCCCUGCCCUCGUGGUCUUGCGAAUGAUGCCGCAGCAUCGGGUCAUCUCACCGGGAAAUUCUUUUGCUUGCUGAAAAGGUUACGCGUCAUGACUAAAUAUGUACAAUACACUGUGAAUUAUUAUUAUUUUUUUUUAAUGUGCGUUUGUUUUCUAUGCAACUAAACGUGUUGUAUGAAUAAACACGCAGACUGUAGUUGUCCUGGAUGAUUGUCAAAACAGAAGCAAUAAUAAAUGUUUGAAGCAGGUGAUGGAUGUUUGUCGUAUUUUCAUUUUUAAUGUAGCAAACGAGAGAGUUUUAGUGCAUACCGCACAAUGGGGAAAAUUGAACAACUGUCGACGUCCAAUAUGGAAAUCUGAAAAAUAAAAUGAAAUAAUGACAAGUUUUUCUUCAGACUUGUGAAAAUUUUCAAGACGAAAACCCCUAAUUCUCAGUGCUUGAAAUAUUUUUUUGUACUUCAGUCCUUUUUGGUUUAGUUGUAUCAAUUGUUUUGCUUAUUAAUUGAUCUCUGAUGAGUGACUGAAGUGCAGCACACU